Tremella mesenterica DSM 1558 is the source of this 858-nucleotide messenger RNA. RefSeq lists its product as uncharacterized. Gene Ontology annotation, cellular component: nucleus; cyclin/CDK positive transcription elongation factor complex. The record is from RefSeq and is a predicted model, not a curated record. The annotation marks the transcript as partial. Lineage: Eukaryota; Fungi; Basidiomycota; Tremellomycetes; Tremellales; Tremellaceae. The transcript has 3 exons. Gene Ontology annotation, biological process: positive regulation of transcription elongation by RNA polymerase II; transcription elongation by RNA polymerase II; protein phosphorylation. Gene Ontology annotation, molecular function: RNA polymerase II CTD heptapeptide repeat kinase activity; cyclin-dependent protein serine/threonine kinase activity; ATP binding.
UCUUGUGUGGGAGAAGGUACUUAUGGGAAAGUUUAUAAAGCUAGGAAUAACGAGUCUGGUAAAUUUGUAGCUUUGAAAAGAAUCAGGAUGGAAGGUGAGAAAGAUGGAUUUCCGGUGACUGCUAUGAGGGAAAUAAAAUUGUUACAGGGGUUGAAACAUGUUAAUGUUGUGAGGUUGGUGGAGAUGAUGGUUUCGAAAGGCUCCGUCUACAUGGUCUUGGAAUAUAUGCAACACGAUCUCACCGGUCUUCUCUCCCUUCCAUCUCUUACAUUCUCACAAGCCAACAUAAAAUCUCUCAAUCACCAAAUGCUCUCCGGUUUGGCAUAUUUACACCGACGAGGUAUCCUUCAUAGAGAUAUGAAAGGUUCGAACAUUUUACUCAACUCAAAAGGAGAAUUAAAAUUAGCGGAUUUCGGUUUAGCUAGGGUUUAUCAUAAACGUCGAAAAGCGGAUUAUACAAAUAGGGUUAUAACACUUUGGUAUAGAAGUCCUGAAUUAUUAAUGGGUGAAACUGUUUAUGGUCCAGAAGUUGAUAUGUGGUCAGCGGGCUGUAUAAUGCUCGAACUAUUCACCACCAAACCUAUCUUUCAAGGAAAUGACGAGAUUCAUCAACUUGAAACUAUCUAUUCUAUCUUAGGUACACCUAGAGAAUCCGAUUGGCCAUCUUUGAAAGAUUUACCAUGGUACGAACUUGUCAAACCUCAAGAAAUCCGAUCUUCAAGGUUUAGGGAUAGUUUGGGUAGAUGGUUAUCCCCUGCUGCUUUGGAUUUAGCGGAAGGAUUGUUAUUUUAUGAUCCUGUGAAAAGGUUGAGUGCUCAAGGUGCUUUGGGUACUAAAUAUUUUCUAGAGGAAGAACCA